AUGGCGGCCCCGAAUCUGGUGACCCUCGCCCCUCCCCAUCUGAUGCACGAGAGCGAGUUGCCGCUGGAGUGGGAGAGGGCCUUCGCAAAGGAGGACGUUGCGAUGCCGCACAUCGCCAAGCUCCGCAUCAUCCUGCCGCGCGACUUCUCGCCCGGCUCUAGCAUCAAGUUCCCGCGGGCGAGGGCCGAGCUGCGCGCCGGCGCGGACGUGCUCGCCGCGGCGCGCGUCCCGUCGCCCGCAAGACUGACCGUGCGCAAGCUGCGCGAAGCGCUCGCAGAGCGGAGCCUGCCCACCGAUGGCCUCAAGCCGGUGCUCGUUGCGCGGCUGGCGGCGGCGAUCGCCGCAGAUCCGCCCCCGCCCACGCCCCUCUCGAUCGCGCGCGAGAUGCGAGCAGCCGACCCGCCCGCGGCCGACGGCUCGCCGGCGCACCUCGUGCUGCGAGCGGCGGAGCCGUGGUCGCCGCACAACCACGAGCUUUUCCCGGAGGCUUGCCGGAAGCGCGCGGUGCAGCUGCUGCUGCUGGGGGAGCUGCUCGCGAGAGAGCCGCUCUUUGACGAUCGGCGGGGGUCGGCGGUGAGUCUGAAGGACUGCUGGAUGGACUUUGUGAUGCCGCAGGCUACCUGGUCCGGUGAACACAGAGUCAAGUUCUGGGCUCGCGGCUCGCGCCGUCCGUCGUGCGUCCCCGAAGUCUCUACUGAAAUGAUGCCCGGUCCGCGCGUGGAGCUGCCCGAGCCGCCUGUGGAGCUGACCGGUCCGCCUGUGGAGCUUCCUGACCUGCCGGUGGAGCUGCUUCGCCAUGUCAUGUCUUUCAUGUGCCACUGCUCCGGCGUGACAGACACGGGGACUCUUGGCCGCGCGUCGCAAGUCUCCACAUGGAUGCGCCACGCCGCCCAAGAGCGCGCCGAGCGCGCCACACGAGCCCUGCUUCAAGACCGCAUCGGUGAGUACUCCCCUCAUGGCGGGGCACCAGUCAGCAUACUCCUGCACCCCACCUGGGCACAGCGCCUCGACAGCUUGCUGCACAACAACAUCGCUGGCGUGUGCCUUCUCUAUCUUCAACUUGCGGAUGACGAAAGCAGUGGCACAAUCGGCGGAAUCAUUCGAAAGAUAAAACGAAUACUCCGAAAGGUUGACCCUCAAGGGUCUCUUCUCUACCUGAGUGAUAUCGACCACCUCCCCCUUGGACAUGACGGAGAGAAAAUCUGUGGUGCGGGAAUCGGUGGCUGCCAUAGCGACGCGACGAUGUUGGAGCUGCCAGCGACGAUGCCGAGGGCAGUCAAGCUCUGGCUCUGUCAGUGCCUCGGCCUGCAUUCUUUGGCGCCUGUUUGCGGGUUCGAGCUUCCGACGCGAGACCUGAGUCACAACCGCGACUCGGACAAGGCCACCAAGUCGACACCCAAGAGGCUCCGACCCAAGGUGCUGCUGGUGCAGCGAAACUAUCGAACCGGAGGCUGCGAGGGCGAAAUGAACGAUCGCGAACCCCGUGCGAUCUUUGAGCUGCGGCGGGGGCCGAUGGGCGACGUCAAGGGACGCUCUGUCCUGGGCUACUGUAAUUGUGACUACGAGCACUACGAGCGUGUCGGGCCGACCAUCGAAAGCAUCGACAGCUCCGACCUCGAUGACGUCUUGGUUACUGAACAACUGCUGCGCUCCAUCACGGAAUGGGUUUUCGUCCACUUUCCCAAGCCGGCGCGUCUGCAAGCCGACUCGACGACCGUGACUCUGUCAAGCGGCCGACGAAGGCUAUUCCGAAAUUGCGGCUGGCGUGAGACUCAGGACGGCGACUGGAGCAUUCUGCUCCACGAUGCCGCGUCUGCUCCUCCUUACGGUGGGAUCGACCCGGAGUUCGAGGGUGCCUCGAGCGAUGAGAGCGAAGAGGGCGAAUAG
Molecule: messenger RNA, 1887 nt
Organism: Emiliania huxleyi CCMP1516
Lineage: Eukaryota; Haptophyta; Isochrysidales; Noelaerhabdaceae
Exons: 6
Coding region: 1-1887 (628 amino acids)
Source: RefSeq, a predicted model, not a curated record